Salarias fasciatus (jewelled blenny) is the source of this 3597-nucleotide messenger RNA. RefSeq names its product transmembrane protein 205. The record is from RefSeq and is a predicted model, not a curated record. The transcript has 4 exons. The coding region runs from base 139 to 705 and encodes 188 amino acids. NCBI's taxonomy places the organism in Eukaryota, Metazoa, Chordata, Actinopteri, Blenniiformes, Blenniidae.
UGCGCUCGGAGAGCUGCAGGGCGAGCUAGCCGGUUGGGUAAGUUUGCGGUCGGAGGAGCAGAGUCGGGCUGUCCGGAGUGUCCCACCACGCAGAGAGUCAGACGGAUAUUUUGCAGAGCAGAGUGGUGUCCGGAGAGCAUGGCCACCGACCAGGAGCCCACCUUCACCGUGAAGCUGCUGCAGCUUCUGCUGCUCUCCACCUACUGGGGCAUGCAGAUUUGGGUCACCUUCAUUUCAAGCUUUGUGAUGGACAACCACCUGAACAGACACACUUACGGGUUCAUUCAGAGUCGCCUUGUGCCUUUCUACCUCCACCUUGGGUCGGCCUGCGCCUUCUUCAACCUCACCAUCUAUGCUGUGUACCAUCCCUGUGACCUGCUGGAUGAACGGGAAGCCUUUCAGAUCUUCAUCUUCUUUGUGUCGGUGACGGUCGCGGCCGUCAACGCUCAGUGGUUUGGUCAGAUGACCUCAGAGAUCAUGGCAGACAUGCAUCUCAUUGAGCAGGCGUGUGGAUUGGGCCAGGAUAUCGGCCUGUCGUCCAACCGCGAAGCGUACGCCAAGCUGUGCGAGACGGAUUUGAAAUACAGGCACCUCAGCAACCGCUUGUGGCUGUAUAGACUGCUGUCGUCUCUCUGCAACCUCUGCUGCAUAGGAUGCAACUUCUACAGCCUCUGCUACAUGGCUGAGAACCUGGCGGCGCUGUGAGACGUCUCCACAGCAGCUGGACAAUUUUAUAUCUAUUCCAUAUCACUCACUCUCCAAGCAUUGCUCUUUUGUACAUGAUGUGUUUUAUUUGGUGUCUCAUGUUUGAAUUUUGGAAAUGAGUCAGUGAGGGCAAUGACUAAUGCUUCACCUUUCACCUAGAGUGUCUUGAAAGCGGCGUCCGCCUUCAGAUUUCCCUUUAUUUUUACUUUCUCCUUUACAGUAGAACAGCAUACUGCCUGACUUAAAGUAGGUGCAGUGUGUUAAAGACUUUAUGUCAGCAGUAUCAGAUACACCGGAUCAGAUUAAAGCCUGUUGCACUGCACCUUUUAGACUGUGCAUGUGCAGCGGAAAGACAGUGUCGGCUCGGGAGCUGCUCCCGCGCUGCUCACUCCUGCUCAUCUGGUUUGGGCGUAGUGAUAAUAGCUGUUCACAGUGAAGUGGCACAGGUUUGUCCGGAUUACCUCAUGUUUUCAUGUUUGCAUUGUAAGAACAGCAGUGUGCUGGUGUGUGUGUGUGUGUGUGCACUUCACAUGUCACAGUGGAAGGUUACACUAUCUUUAGCUCUCCUUGCUGCUACCAGCUCGUUAAAAGGGUUGACUGCUGCCAGGACAAUCGCAGCUCUCGACGCUCGCUAAUUUCUUCAGAUUACUUAUUCUUUAGUGUGUUAAUCUAUCCUUGUGGGGGACGGUAAAAGGGAGUCACGUGCACAUCACAUAAUUGCAGUUCUGUGAAACCACUCUGUCAACCCUCAGAGAAAUAUCUGCCCACAAACAGUUUCCAUUAAAGUCUGAAUUCGAAGUAAUACAUAUUUGUAAGGCCUGAGGUGGAUUGUAUUGAGAUCACCAGAGCUACAAUAGACCUGUACUCUAUUCAGUGGCCUCUCUCAAUGACAGUGUUGAUGUUUUGUAGGCGAGCAUGAAUGAGCAGUGGAACAACACAUUAAUAUAGUUCAGGCUGGCUCCACGCUUUCCUGACGUAGAUAAGACAGAACAGAAAACAGAUGGAGGACUGGAUGUCUGAUGACUUCCUGUACAUAGGAUAUGUACCGGUGGAAAUGCAUUUUGGAAAGUGCCCGGAGGGGUUUAAGGUUCAGCAGGAUUAGCCACUGAGAAUGUUGAAUGAAUUCUACUCCACGACACACAAUUUUACCGCUCCCUUAUCAUUUCAUAGGAUCUUUAAAAUGUGCUUAUUCAAGGCAUGUCUGCUUCAGUCUGAAGUCCCUUUCACACAAACACGGAGGCUCCUUCAGAUUCACACGGAGUCUAGCUUUGACCCAGCCUUGUGUGACUCUUUCUUUAACAAAUAGAGGCACAGAUUCACGACGUGUAACUCCGUGGAGUUACACGCGGCAGACGCUCCCCACUGUAGUAACCUCCACAGCCGUCACGCAGGUGGGAAAACCCGUCUGCCUUCAUGCACUGCGCUCAGACAGUGAUGAGAAAUGAAUGCCAACCCACCCUGGAACAAACGAUUGGCAGUUUGAAAGGCUUCUGUGUGUGUAGAUCAAACCACAUUAUAUCAGUUAUAAAGUCUGAAUACGUUGUCAAAUCAAGCACAAUGAUCUCUUACGUCAGUUGCUAUGUUCUUGUUGAUCCGUUCGCGUCUUAAGAAAAAAUGUUUUCCAGCCUCACUCAAGGGACUUCAGUACUCAUGCUUUAUGUGACCCAGAUUUUCUGAUAUUAGUUUAGUAGUAUUGUACAUGACAGUGCUGUGUAACAUCUGGCUUAGCUCCAAGAAUUAAGCUUACAGACACAUUUCUGAUAUCGGUGUGUCUUCACACAGCCUUGUGCUUCUGUACUUAUUACACACAAGUGCCUCUCAAAACGUGAAAAAAUUAUAAUUAAAAGUUAGCUUUUUUCCAAAGUUUCCUUCAAACAGUGAACCAGGCUCAUCUUUUUACACAUUAACUGGAAUAUUUUCAGCCUUUUGGUUUGUUCUAUUCUUCAUCGUUUUAGUUCAGAAGUCCCCAAAACCAAAAAUAGACCAGAUAUUUUCUAAACUGAAGACCAUAAUUAUCUCACUUAUAAUGUACAGGAGAUAAAUAUUUUUUUUCAGUGAUAUUGAAAUAUUUAAAAUGUGAUUGCAGGUUUUGCACCUUAAUAAGUUGUGUGACCGUGUCACUGUGACCCCACAGGACAGUCUGUUGAAGAUUAAACAGCCAAAGGCCAAGUCUGUGUUGGUUUCCGCCUUAUAAUGUGCCUUAUAUGAAAACACAUCGGGUGUGUUUGUACAUUCUGGUGAGGGAUUUCUAUUUUUAUAAAAGGGAACUAAGCUAUGCAUCAUUGUCUGUUUAGAAACAUUUCUAACUCUUCAGGUUGUUUGACAUUAGUGGAUCUGAGUGCAAGUGUUUCAGUCUGACUUCAAACUGACACUACGUUGUUUUUGAGAUCACGCUGUUUUGAGUCAUGGGAUUUUUUUUUUUUGUUUUAAGCAUAAUUCACAUGUCCUGCAGAGGUGAUCUGUGUUCUGUGCCUAUUGAUAUUGUUAAAGCCUUUUAACAACACUUUCUUGUUGUAAGUCCUUCAGUGAAAUUAUUUGAUCUGUUUUUGCUUUUUGUGCUGAUCAAACACAUAAAAACAAGCAGUCACUGAGGUCACUGCAGCAAAGAGCAGAUUUUUAUUUCUUUGUAAAAACUGGACUAAUGACGAGGGUGCCACACAAGCAAUGCAAUAUCGCUCGAUUUAUGGUGUAUACAUGUCUGUGAUUUUACCUGCAGGUCGUUCGACCGUUUUGUGUCCAAACAAAACAUCUUACAGUGUGAUCGUUUAAUUUUCUGAUUACUGGGAUGGUGUUAAAAUUGUGCGGCGUGCUCAUUUGGUUUGUGGUCGUGGGUUUGUACCAAAGGUGUUUCAUCAGGUGUGAUCUUGUAUUAAAAUUAUUUUUUUUCUACCA